ACAGCAGCCAGGCUGCCGGAGAGCUGAUCUCGGGAUUCGGGUGCGGAGCCCUUGGCCUGGAGGCGAUAUGGGUGGUCCGUGGCGCGGUUCAGUCGCUCACAGCAGCCCAGGGAACAGGCCUGUCUGGCCCUGAGGGAGUCCCCUUUGGAAGCGGUGGUGCUUGGACGACCUGCUCUCUACGUUGCUGGGCACCUGUAGGUGUCCCCCGAGAGCUCAGUUUUGAGGUUCAAGUCAGUGUGGCCAUGAAGGGGCUGCCUAUUGGGCUGAUGCUGUGACUGACCCUGGAGUCUGCCUCUCCUGCCAGUCCCCCUGCCCGGAACAUGUGGCUGCGGCUUGGCCCGCCCUCGCUGUCCCUGAGCCCCACGCCCACAGUUGGCCGGAGCCUGUGCCUCAGUCUGUGGUUUCUCAGUUUAGUGCUGAGGGCCAGUACCCAGGCCCCAGCACCCACGGUCAAUACUCACUUUGGGAAGCUAAGGGGUGCCCGGGUGCCAUUGCCCAGUGAGAUCCUGGGGCCUGUGGAUCAAUACUUGGGGGUGCCCUACGCAGCUCCCCCAAUCGGCGAGAAACGUUUCCUGCCCCCUGAACCACCCCCAUCGUGGUCAGGCAUUCGGAACGCCACACACUUUCCCCCAGUGUGCCCCCAGAACAUCCACACAGCUGUGCCCGAAGUCAUGCUGCCAGUGUGGUUCACUGCCAACCUGGAUAUCGUCGCCACUUACAUCCAGGAGCCUAAUGAAGACUGCCUCUACCUGAAUGUCUAUGUGCCCACGGAGGAUGGAUCCGGCGCUAAGAAACAGGGCGAGGACUUAGCGGAUAAUGACGGGGAUGAAGAUGAAGACAUCCGGGACAGCGGUGCUAAGCCUGUCAUGGUUUACAUCCACGGAGGCUCUUACAUGGAAGGGACAGGCAACAUGAUUGAUGGCAGUGUCCUCGCCAGCUAUGGCAACGUCAUCGUCAUCACCCUCAACUAUCGAGUUGGGGUGCUAGGUUUCCUGAGUACUGGUGAUCAGGCUGCCAAGGGAAACUAUGGGCUUCUUGACCAAAUCCAAGCCCUCCGGUGGGUAAGCGAGAAUAUUGCCUUCUUUGGAGGAGAUCCCCGCCGUAUUACUGUCUUUGGCUCGGGCAUCGGUGCGUCCUGUGUCAGCCUCCUCACACUGUCACAUCAUUCUGAGGGGCUUUUUCAGAGGGCCAUCAUCCAAAGUGGUUCUGCUCUGUCCAGCUGGGCUGUGAACUACCAGCCAGUGAAGUACACCAGCCUGCUGGCAGACAAAGUGGGCUGUAAUGUGCUGGACACCGUGGAUAUGGUGGACUGUCUUCGGCAAAAGAGUGCCAAGGAGCUGGUAGAGCAAGACAUCCAGCCAGCUCGCUACCAUGUGGCCUUUGGCCCUGUGAUUGAUGGUGAUGUCAUUCCUGAUGAUCCUGAGAUUCUGAUGGAACAGGGAGAGUUCCUCAACUAUGAUAUCAUGCUUGGUGUCAACCAGGGUGAGGGUCUCAAGUUUGUGGAAGGGGUGGUUGACCCUGAGGAUGGUGUCUCUGGCACUGACUUUGACUAUUCUGUCUCCAACUUUGUGGACAAUCUAUAUGGCUAUCCUGAGGGUAAGGAUACCCUGAGGGAGACCAUCAAGUUCAUGUACACAGACUGGGCAGACCGUGACAACCCUGAGACUCGUCGUAAAACACUGGUGGCACUCUUUACUGAUCACCAGUGGGUGGAGCCCUCUGUGGUAACAGCUGAUCUGCAUGCCCGCUAUGGCUCACCUACCUACUUCUACGCCUUCUACCAUCACUGCCAGAGCCUCAUGAAGCCAGCUUGGUCAGAUGCAGCUCAUGGGGAUGAAGUACCCUACGUUUUUGGUGUCCCUAUGGUAGGCCCUACUGACCUCUUCCCCUGCAACUUCUCCAAGAAUGAUGUGAUGCUUAGUGCUGUCGUCAUGACCUACUGGACCAACUUUGCCAAGACUGGAGAUCCCAACAAGCCCGUCCCCCAAGACACCAAGUUCAUUCACACCAAGGCCAAUCGUUUUGAAGAAGUGGCCUGGUCCAAAUACAACCCCCGGGACCAGCUCUACCUUCACAUUGGGCUCAAACCCAGGGUCCGUGAUCACUACCGAGCCACUAAGGUGGCCUUUUGGAAACACCUGGUGCCCCACCUGUACAACCUCCAUGACAUGUUCCACUAUACAUCCACAACCACCAAAGUGCCGCCUCCGGAUACCACCCACAGCUCCCACAUCACGCGAAGGCCCAAUGGUAAGACCUGGAGCACCAAGCGGCCAGCCAUCUCCCCUGCCUACAGCAAUGAGAAUGCCCAAGGGUCCUGGAAUGGGGAACAGGAUGCAGGGCCACUCCUGGUGGAGAACCCUCGAGACUACUCCACCGAAUUAAGUGUCACCAUUGCUGUGGGAGCCUCGCUCCUGUUCCUCAAUGUUCUGGCCUUUGCUGCCCUCUACUACAGGAAGGACAAACGGCGUCAGGAGCCCCUAAGGCAGCCUAGCCCUCAAAGGGGAGCUGGGGCCCCUGAAUUGGGAGCCGCUCCUGAGGAGGAGCUAGCAGCACUCCAGCUGGGUCCCACUCACCAUGAGUGUGAGGCCGGUCCCCCCCAUGACGCCCUACGCCUCACAGCAUUGCCCGACUACACCCUGACCCUGCGGCGCUCCCCUGAUGACAUUCCACUCAUGACCCCCAACACUAUCACGAUGAUUCCCAACUCCCUAGUUGGGCUGCAGACAUUGCACCCCUAUAACACCUUUGCCGCAGGGUUCAACAGUACCGGGCUGCCCCACUCACAUUCCACUACCCGGGUAUAGCUCCAAUCCAGAGCACAGCUCAUCUCCUGGCUCCUUCCCUCCCAGAUACACACACACACACACACACACACACACACACACACACACACACACCAUGUGCGUACAAACACUGACACACACAUGCAUCCAUACACACCACAUAUGUAUACGCACGCACCUGCACCCUACAGCAGACCCAUCUGCACAGACACAGAUGUGGACAUGCACCCGCAUGUAUAAAACCACCAAGACAGAAGUCAAUCUGAGCAAACCCUUCCAAUGGGGGGCACAAAGGAGUCCUCGAUAAACUGAGGACCCACAGCAGCUGAAACCAGCUCCCUGAGCCUGACCACAGACACUCCUGGGGGGGCCCUGAAAGCAACCGCUGAACACCCCCUUGGUGCUCGCCUUCGGCCUCUUGGAACUGCACCAUCAACCAA
This is a messenger RNA of Dipodomys spectabilis (banner-tailed kangaroo rat), 3226 nucleotides long. RefSeq names its product neuroligin 3 (gene Nlgn3). The record is from RefSeq and is a predicted model, not a curated record. The coding region runs from base 321 to 2807 and encodes 828 amino acids. Gene Ontology annotation, biological process: chemical synaptic transmission; postsynaptic membrane assembly; synaptic vesicle endocytosis. NCBI's taxonomy places the organism in Eukaryota, Metazoa, Chordata, Mammalia, Rodentia, Heteromyidae. Gene Ontology annotation, cellular component: postsynaptic specialization membrane; cell surface; synapse. The transcript has 7 exons. Gene Ontology annotation, molecular function: neurexin family protein binding; signaling receptor activity.